This is a messenger RNA of Passer domesticus (house sparrow), 4093 nucleotides long. RefSeq names its product tolloid like 2 (gene TLL2). Lineage: Eukaryota; Metazoa; Chordata; Aves; Passeriformes; Passeridae. Gene Ontology annotation, molecular function: zinc ion binding; metalloendopeptidase activity; calcium ion binding. The coding region runs from base 607 to 3240 and encodes 877 amino acids. The transcript is spliced from 20 exons. The record is from RefSeq and is a predicted model, not a curated record. Gene Ontology annotation, biological process: proteolysis.
UACAGCUGUCUGCAUGGAGACAUGACCUAACAAAUUCUGUAUCUUCAACUGAUUGUGGGAGAAGCAGACAAAACUCAGGCUGAAGAAGGAUGAGUGCUGGUCUAGCACAGCAGUGGGUGGAAAGUACUGAGGAUGAAAGUGAUCUUGGAGGGGCUUGUUAACGGCUGGAAAUCCAUUAAAGUCAAUGUCAUGUCUUUGUGGGGCACCAAGCCUGCUUUUAUUGGCUUUCCACAGAGCACAAUGUCAAACUGGAAAUCUCCCUUCUCCUCUUCAGUGUUUCCAAUGAUAAUGGGCUUCAGUGCAUACACCACGGGCAUUUCAUGCUCUGGAGCAGUAACACUGGAAUAUGUUCUGCUUCUGGAUGUGACAGAGUAGUCUAACAGAGAGGUACCACUUCAGGAAUGUGUUGAGGGGACAGCAGGACCUGCACAUUAUCUGCAACCUAUAUGCAGCUGCUUCCAGAUACAAGGAGGCCUGGGAGAAGAGGUGUCAAGUGAAAAUGCCACUUCAACCAACCACAGUGACAAAGCAGUUAAAAAGGACGGCAGGCAGAACACAACGCUUGCAAGGAGCCCGAAGAGGGAGGAAUCCAAAGAUGAGUCUGGGAUGGAUACACACUCCUCUCCCAGAGCGCGCAGGGCAACCACGUCCAGGGCUGAGAGGAUCUGGCCAGGGGGGGUCAUCCCCUAUGUGAUCGGAGGAAAUUUCACUGGAACCCAAAGAGCUGUCUUUAAGCAAGCAAUGAGGCACUGGGAGAAGCACACUUGUGUGACCUUUGUGGAGAGAACUGAUGAAGAGAGCUUCAUUGUGUUCACGUACAGGACAUGUGGGUGUUGCUCCUACGUGGGUCGCCGGGGAGGGGGCCCUCAGGCAAUAUCCAUUGGAAAGAACUGUGACAAGUUUGGUAUUGUGGCUCAUGAGCUGGGGCAUGUGGUGGGUUUCUGGCAUGAGCACACACGGCCUGACAGGGACCAGCAUGUCACUAUCAUCAGAGAGAACAUACAGCAAGGUCAGGAGUACAACUUUUUAAAGAUGGAAGCUGGGGAAGUCAACUCACUUGGAGAGACCUAUGACUUUGACAGCAUCAUGCACUAUGCUAGGAACACGUUUUCCAGAGGAGUUUUCCUCGACACCAUCCUUCCCCGUCGCGAUGACAAUGGGGUCCGGCCAACUAUCGGCCAGCGCGUGCGCCUGAGCCAGGGGGACAUCGCCCAGGCAAGGAAGCUGUACAAAUGCCCAGCUUGUGGAGAGACCUUGCAAGAUUCAACAGGUAAUUUCUCAGCCCCUGGCUUUCCAAAUGGCUACCCCUCCUAUUCCCACUGUGUCUGGAGGAUCUCGGUGACCCCAGGGGAGAAGAUUAUGUUGAAUUUCACAUCAAUGGAUUUAUUUAAAAGUCGCCUUUGCUGGUAUGAUUAUGUGGAGGUGCGUGAUGGCUACUGGAGGAAGGCUCCGUUGUUGGGUAGAUUUUGUGGUGACAAGAUUCCUGAACCAGUAAUCUCUACAGACAGCAGGCUGUGGAUCGAGUUCCGGAGCAGCAGCAACAUCCUGGGCAAAGGCUUCUUUGCGGUCUAUGAAGCUAUUUGUGGUGGAGAAAUACACAAAGAUGCUGGCCAGAUCCAAUCUCCCAAUUACCCAGAUGACUACAGACCUUCCAAAGAGUGUGUCUGGAAGAUCACAGUUUCUGAGGGUUUUCACAUAGGAAUCACAUUUCAAGCCUUUGAGAUUGAGUGGCACGAUGCAUGUUCCUACGACUACCUGGAGAUCCGAGAUGGCCUCACUGAACAGAGCCCGCUCAUCGGCCACUUCUGUGGCUACGAGAAGCCAGAAGACAUCAAAUCCAGCUCAAACAAAGUGUGGAUGAAGUUCGCAUCUGAUGCAACCAUCAAUAAAGCAGGCUUUGCAGCAAAUUUCUUUAAAGAGAUGGAUGAAUGUUCUCUGCCGGACAAUGGUGGGUGUGAGCAGCACUGUGAGAACACACUGGGCAGUUACAAAUGCACCUGUGAGCCUGGCUACGAGCUUACAGCUGAUAAAAAGAGCUGUGAAGCUGCCUGUGGGGGCUUCAUCACCAAGCUCAAUGGGACCAUUACUAGCCCUGGAUGGCCCAAGGAAUAUCCUACUAACAAAAACUGCGUCUGGCAGGUGGUAGCUCCAGCCCAGUACCGGAUCUCUCUGCAGUUCGAAGUGUUUGAGCUGGAAGGCAAUGAUGUCUGUAAAUAUGACUAUGUUGAGGUUCGUAGUGAGCUGGCUUCUGAUUCCAAGCUACAUGGCAAAUUUUGUGGCUCAGAGAAGCCUGAGGUAAUCACAUCAUACGGCAACAACAUGAGGCUGGAGUUCAAAUCAGACAACACAGUCUCCAAGAAAGGCUUUAAAGUUCACUACUUCUCUGACAAGGAUGAAUGCUCCAAAGACAAUGGUGGUUGCCAGCACGAAUGUAUCAACACCUUUGGGAGCUAUAUGUGCCAGUGCAGAAAUGGCUUUGUGCUGCAUGAAAACAGCCAUGACUGUAAAGAAGCUGGUUGUGAGCACAAGCUGAGUGGUGCAGAGGGAAUGAUGAGCAGUCCCAACUGGCCUGACAAGUAUCCCAGCCGGAAAGAGUGCACCUGGGACAUCUCUGCCACACCUGGCCACCGAGUGAAAGUAACCUUCAAUGAGUUUGAGAUUGAGCAGCACCAAGAAUGUGCCUAUGACCACUUAGAAAUGUAUGAUGGGCCCAACAGCAAGUCACCUAUCCUUGGCCGCUUCUGUGGCAGCAAGAAACCAGACCCUGUAGUGGCUUCUACCAACAAGAUGUUCCUCAGGUUUUACUCUGAUGCUUCUGUGCAAAGGAGAGGUUUCCAGGCAAAGCACAGCACAGAGUGUGGUGGGCUCUUAAAGGCUGAAGUACAAGCUAAGGAUCUGUAUUCCCAUGCUCAGUUUGGGGACAACAACUACCCAGGUCAAGCCAACUGUGAAUGGGUGAUUGUAGCUGAAGAUGGUUAUGGGGUGGAGCUAAUAUUCCAGAUAUUCGAGAUAGAGGAGGAGGCUGACUGUGGGUACGACUACAUGGAGAUUUACGAUGGUUAUGACAGCACUGCCCCCCGUCUGGGACGCUUCUGUGGCUCGGGGCCUCUGGAAGAAAUCUACUCUGCAGGGGAUUCCAUUAUGAUUCGAUUCCAUACAGAUGACACCAUCAACAAGAAAGGAUUUCAUGCCCAAUACAUAAGUACCAAAUUUCAGGAUGCAUUGCACAUGAGAAAAUAGUUUGACUGCUCCUCACAGAUAUUCCCCGUCUGAAGAUUGAGACAUUUAACUGUGAUCUUUGUCUUUUUUUUUUUUUUUAAGCUUCUGUGCACUUGGCCAAAAGCAGUGUACAUUAUUUUCUGUAACUAAAACUAAAUCCAGUCUCAAAGGUUUGCCUCUGCAAUUAUUAGCAUGACCCUUUCUUGUUAACCUACCCAGGACCAAAAAAUUGUCUUUUAAUAAUACCUGCCAGGGCAUAAACAUUGUAUUUUGCACAACUUGCCAAGACUGAACUUGAAUUGAGAAUAGCCUUCGUCUCUUGCAUAUCUUGUUUCUAGGUGGCAAUUCCCAAGCAUGCACAUGAGCUGUCUCAACGUAUUUUCUGGAGCAAGUGUUUUGGACAGACAUCCAGUAGGAUUUUUUCAAAGGACUUUGUGAGCCAUGUACACCUGCCCCAACUAUUCUGUGCAAUAAGAGAACAACCAGAUGGCUGUGCCUGCAUCACUCUUUCUGUCCUCUCUAUUAUUGUCUUGCUUCUUGUUGAGUUGAGAGCAAGGCAGGGGACAGGGACAGUCUCUUCUAGCUACAUGGAUUCCAGGGAAUGAGGACGACCCAGUAUUUGGUUUGUAGUAAUUGUCAUGGUAUAUGUUGAAUAGAAGUACUUCAAUGCAGUGCCCAAGGCAAGGGUGGUGGCUGACACGGAAAUGUUGUGGUGGGAUGCAAGGCAAAGCUGUGUGAUGGUGGCAAAGCUUAGUAACAGGAGUGUUGACAGAAUGCUCUGGUUACACCACCGUGCAAGGCAGCUCAGAGGGCUGUGGCAGCAGUCCAGGCCCUGUCUUAAGUAAGGAAUCUCCCCUUCUCACUCCACCCAUGC